Molecule: messenger RNA, 2726 nt
Organism: Linum trigynum
Lineage: Eukaryota; Viridiplantae; Streptophyta; Magnoliopsida; Malpighiales; Linaceae
Source: the annotation of a GenBank genome assembly
UCUCAUUUCCCCCUCUUCUCCACCUUUGUAGCAGAAGCUCCCAUCUUCUCCACCUACUUACAGAAAACCUCAUAGCCAAACUAGAACUUCGUUCACUCAUUCUGAGUACAAGGUAUGUAUGCAUUUGUUUAGUAUGAUCAUGUUUAAGUAGUUGUGUGUUUGUGCUUCACUAAUUACGCAUCGUUUUAAUUAUGCUAAAUAUUCGGAGUAAAGCUGAAUGUAUAAUGGCUUAUGGUUUUGGAUGUUGUAUGCGAUCAUGAUUUAUUUUCAAUUGCAGACAUGAAUAGAUUUUGAAAGUUCCAGCUUGUUAUUUGAUGGAAUGGUGGGGUGGCAAACUCUCAAAAUGGAAUCGGGUAUGAAGACUGUGAAUCCAGUAAGUUGAAGAUUGAGACUGGAUUCACGUGGCAAGAACUAUAUGACAUUUGUUCAUAGAGGGUUUGUAUGGUGGGACAGACAAGAGGAGGGCUUCGUGAAGAUAAAAUUUGACGCUACUGUUCGUGAUUUCGGUUGGAGGGCUUUUUAUUCUGACGGUUCGCCUUCUUCUUCUCAAACCGGGCAAUAGCGGAUCAGAGGAGCAAGGAGUUUUCUUCUUCUCCGGCCGGUAUUAGAAGACUGUUUCAAGGGAAAUUGCGGAGGUUCGUCUUCUUCUUCUCCAGCCAGUGUGGCAUGACCGUUUCAAGGGAAGCGAUGGCGAUUCUCAAGGAGGGCCAGAAGGUCGCGUCAGAGAAAGAAGGGCGAGGGGUAGUUUGGUUAAGUUUCCCAUUUGAAAUUCAGUUUUGGUGAAUACGAUAAUUUAGCUAUUCGAAUUAGAAGACAAUUAGUAAUUUUAGCAUGACCUUUAGGAGUGGGCAAUGGGCAGGUUGGGUGGGGUUUCGUUUCAAAUUGACCCACCCUUUUACUAGCGAGUUGGAAUAGUUGUGACCCCUAGCGAGUUGGAAUAAUUGUGACCCGCAAUCCACUCACAUUCUUCUGCGGGUCUUGUUGGGUGGGUGUUGGAUGAGUGUGGUUGGGUUGUGGGUUAACCCACAAAAACAAUUCUCCAACUAACCAUUAAGAAAGUUGACUGACAUUUAUAAUAAGUUCAUAGUACAUUAGUAAGACUAUAUCAAUUUAAACACUUAUCACUUUGUCUCAAGUGAUUCCAUGUAGUAUUUGCAUAAAAAAUUUACUACUCUAUCAACCAAUUGUGUAGAGAAACUUACGCAUUUCGUGACUUAGCCACCUACGUGCUCAACGUUUAACAGUCGAGUGACUUAACACAUUAAAUGAUGGGGUUAAUUGCAUGGUUGGUCACUGAGAUUACAAAAAAGGUUCAAGUUUGGUCACUCGAAAUAUUUAAAUCCAUUGGUGGUACUUCAGUUUAUUGAUACCGUUCACGUUUGGUCACUCUCCGUCCAACUCAGUUAACUUUUGCUUACGUGGCGGUCAACUCUAAAAGUUGAUCGUUAAAUGUGUGACGUAGCAAUUUAAAAAUAAUAAAAUUAAAAUUUUCAAAAUUACCAUCUCAUUUUCACUCAUAAUCACUUUUAUUUAAAAUAAAUAAAAAACCUUAAUUUCUUUUAAUUCCCAAUCCAUACCCCACCCUUUGGGCAGAAGGUAAAGUGCCAUCCCUUCUUAUGCCUCCUUUCCCAAUAUCCUGUUCUAGUGAUUGGCCACUUCUGAGAGUUAUGAGAGGUAUUAUUCGAAGGUGGCCUAGAGAAUAUGGGGAGCGGGACAGCAGAGGAAGAUGAGGAAGCUGCUGAUGGUGAUUGGGGGUGAGGAACUUGAAAUGGUCGAUGCGGAGGACUUCCAGAAUGGUGAUGUUACUGCCGUUUUGGAGGGUGGUGAAGCGGAUGGAGACAAUGAUGAGGAAGCUGAUCUUUGGUCGAAGUUUUCCGGCAGUCGCCCAAAACUGAAGAGGAAAACAGGGGGAAAAUCAAGAAGAAAGGAAGAGGAAGGUUCCAUGACCAAUGCAGGAAAAGCAGGCCAAAGCGGGUUGGUUUCCGCUUGUGAAGGAAUCCUCCCAGACGACCGUUGCCAUGACCUGCUGCCCACAAGCACAACCCCAACCCAAAGACACAGCUCAGUUACGUUAGUUAGUGAGUACCCUGAACAACAAACUUCCACUAAUUCCAUUCGAGUUUCUGAACCUCAAAUGCUUUACUUACAUGUUUAUUCUGUCAAGUGCUGGAUCCCCUCUUUUUUGGGAGCUUUUGCUUCUCGCAUCGUUUGCUUUGUUGCCUGAAACGCUGGCCUGGAUAUCUGGUCCCUGGCGGCCACCAGUGCUCGCAGAAGUUACAUUUGGUUGGAGCUGUGUUUUUGCCUCGGUUCAUGGCACUUGAUGCCUGCAAAACCACAUUCGUUAUCAAUAGAUCCUAAGAUCCCCCCACUCUUGGAACUUGCAAUGGAAAAGCACUGCAGAUGGCGGAGCAAUUGGGUCUCAUGCUGGUUCGUAUUUCAAUUUCUAAAUACCAGCGAUGCCAUAAUGCACCACAUUGAACAUUAAUGGUUAGAAGAAAUUAGGGUUUUUUAUUUAUUUUAAAAUAAAAGUGAUAAUGAGUGGAAAUGAGAUGAUAAUUUUGAAAAAAUUAAUUUUAUUAUUUUUAAAUUGUCACGUCACACAUUUAACGGUCAACUUUUAGAGUUGACCGCCACGUAAGCAAAAGUUAUCGGAGUUGGAUGGAGAGUGACCAAACGUGAACGGUUUCAAUAAACUGAGGUACCACCAAUAAAUUUAAAUAUUUCGA